This is a messenger RNA of Acipenser ruthenus (sterlet), 3090 nucleotides long. RefSeq names its product ephexin-1. Gene Ontology annotation, biological process: activation of GTPase activity. The transcript has 17 exons. The annotation marks the transcript as partial. Lineage: Eukaryota; Metazoa; Chordata; Actinopteri; Acipenseriformes; Acipenseridae. Gene Ontology annotation, molecular function: protein binding; guanyl-nucleotide exchange factor activity. The record is from RefSeq and is a predicted model, not a curated record.
GUCCCCCUGCACCCACUCCGGCUUUUGGGGUACUGGAGACCCCCAGCACUGGUCCCUGCUCUCGCACAGUCUCAACUGAUUGAGGAGGAGCAGGACGAUGUGGUGUCCCUGGCCGCCUCCAUGGAGGAAGGAGAAUUCGAAGGGAGAAUGGAGGACCACUCCUGUUUAGAGGGCUCCCCGUCUGAGAUCUAUAUGGCUCCUAACGGUCCGCUGGCGGAUGAGCUGGCAGCCCUUGGCAGUCCACCUGCCAGGGGUUUCAAACCAGGCAGCAGACCUGCUGUCGAGGGGGUUCCUCAGCAUGCCGAGUGGCGCCUGCAUCCCCAGGUGAGAGGUGGGGGCCCUCUGGGAAUCAAUGCCCUAGCCCACAGCUGGCCUCAGGGCUUGCUGUAUGCCUUCCCCCCAGCGUUGAUCCCGUCCUUCUUGGAGAAGUUUCUACAGGACCUCCUAGAGGAGGGUAAAUCCCCCUCUACGUUGAAGGUGUACCUGGCUGCUAUAUCUGUCUCAAUCAUGGCGACAGACAACCCAGUUAUUGGUGUGUUAUGGGUCGCGCACUCAAGGUUGCUGGAUGGAGAAAGCUUAGUGGGGAGGCAAGCUGAAGAUCAGGCAGUGACAGCGACUAUCGGACCUCCUGCUGAAGCCUGGAAGAAUCUAAUUGCACAGAGAACAGGGGUGCUGUACCAGGAGUACGGUACUCAGUUCUGUCUGCAGGAGAUCCAGCGCCGAAGGCAGUGUGACGCUGAGUCAGACGGAGAGCCCGCUGUGAGGGACCCUGCCCUGCCGCUGCAGCUCUGCAGGGACUCCCCCUCCAGCACCAUGAAGCUGUGGCAGAACCGGGAGGCUGUGAGGAGCAGCGGGGUGCUGAGUGUGCUGAGCACAGAGAAGUGCCAGCAUCAGGAGGCCAUGUUCGAGCUGGUCACCUCCGAAACCUCGUACUACAAGAGUCUGGAGCUGCUGGUGACACACUUCCAGGAGAACCGCCAGCUCAUACAGAGCCUGAGCCAAUCAGAAGCCCACUUCAUCUUCUCCAACAUCCGCGACGUCAAGGACGUCAGCGAGAGGUUCCUGUUGGAUCUGGAGCGCAGGGUGGAAGAGAAUGUCAUCAUCUCGGACGUGUGCGACAUCGUUUCCUGGCACGCCAGUCAGCACUUCCACGAGUUUGUGACCUACGUGUCAAACCAGACAUACCAGCAGCGCGCCUACCGCAGGAUAUUAAAGGAAAAUGAGAGUUUCCGAGAGGUGAUGUCUGGUCUGGAACAGGCCCCGCAGUGUAAGGGCCUCCCGUUCACCUCCUUCCUCAUCCUGCCCUUCCAGAGGAUCACUCGACUCAAACUGCUGGUUCAGAACAUCCUGAAGAAAGUGGAGGAGGGGUCAGAGGAAGAGGCCAGCGCUGUGAUGGCACACAAACACCUGGAAAAGGUGGUCAGGGACUGCAAUGAGGGGGUGAGGAAGAUGAGCCGCACCGAGGAGCUGAUCAGCAUCGAGAAGACUCUGGAGUUCAAAUGCAAGUCUGUGCCGGUGAUCUCACACUCACGUUGGCUGCUGAAGAGAGGGGAGCUGCAGCUGAUGUCUGGACCCAAGAGCACCCGGACCCUCCGCAGCAGAAAGCUCUUCCAGCCCCUCUACCUUUUCCUGUUCAACAACCUGCUGCUGGUCACGCGCAGGAGCUCCAGUUUAGAGAAGUUCUACGUGCUGGACUCGGCUCUGCGCUCCAUGCUGAGGACUGAAGAGCAGCAGGACCAGGGCAAGGCUCUCUCCAACAUCUUCUCCCUGUGCCUGCUGGAGAACCAGGAGGAGCGCACCGUCAACUACAUGCUGAAGGCCUGCAGCCCGAGUGACAAGAAGCGUUGGAUUAGUGCUCUCACCCCCAACCCAAGAACCAAAUUCCUCUCUGCAAAAACACAUCAGUCUGACUCUCCACAGGUGCAAUGUGUUCACCUCUAUGUGUCUCAAGAGCCUGAUGAGCUGUCUCUGGACCUGGCUGAUGUGCUCAAUGUUGUGGAGCAGACCGAGGAUGGCUGGAUGCUCGGGGAGAGGCUGCAUGAUCGGGAGAAGGGCUGGUUCCCCUGCAAGGUGGUGGAGGAGAUCCAUAACCAGGAGCUGAGGGCUCAGAACCUGCGGGAGUGCCACCGCAUCUACCGGGCCCAGGAGAGCCGGCCACGCAGCAACCACAGACUGGGGUCCAGAGCACGCCACAGCAGGGUAGCACCCAGCUGAACUCUCACACCGGGAGAGACAGAGACACAGACAGUAUUUAACAGCGAUAGAAAUUCAGGUGAAACUAUCCUGUUCACAGAGUGACCGCAGUAAGAAGCUGUGAACAAACAGAAGCACAUGUAAACAACAGCAUGCAAACAGCAGAAAACUACAAGACUCCAGCAACUGAACUGCAGCACCUCUUUCCUGCCCUCAGAGCUCCUCUGAGAACAGAGAGCAUUUUGAAUUCCAAGGAAGCCAGACCAGAAUGUAUUGGUGAAAUGUAAAGUGUCUUCUGUCAUUUAAUUAUUGAUAAACUACAGAACCAUUAGAUUGAAACUUGCAUCCCAAUUGGCUAAUCAGGGUCACAUGUUCAAUAGUCGAGCAGUCAAAAGUGCCCUUUGACUGCACAAUAAACAAAAUAGUGGACAGCCACAGCACCACAGAUUUCUCUGAUUAAUAAUUUCUAAUAAAUACGAGUUAAAUAACAGAUACUGACUGUAAUUGUGUACUAUAAACCUCAACUCCAGUCAAUAUGUAAAUACUGUUGUGCAGCACUUGGUUUAUUUUUAUCAAUCCGCUUUACAACAUGAAUUGGUGACAGUAGCCAGCCUUCCCUGGACUUGGAGAAACACACAGAGCAGCGAGAUUAAGCUGGGAACUGCAUGGGCUUUGCUUUCCAAGCGGUCUCCUGUGGGUUCGCAACCUUUGCGGGGUCUAAAUUGAUGUAAGAGCUUGUUUCUAAAUGUUUGUCUUCCCAGACUGCAUGAGACACAAACCAUUUUAUGUGUUCAAUCAAGUGAACAAAAUGACCACUUUCAAUUUUGUAAGAAAAAGAUGUAUAUUUUAUGUGCAAAAUGAUAUUUACAUUAUUUUAAUAAUCCUUACAAAUUGUCA